Molecule: messenger RNA, 3526 nt
Organism: Jatropha curcas
Lineage: Eukaryota; Viridiplantae; Streptophyta; Magnoliopsida; Malpighiales; Euphorbiaceae
Product: filament-like plant protein 7
Source: RefSeq, a predicted model, not a curated record
UAUAUAUAUAUGCCUCUACUUAUAUAUAUAUGCCUCUACUGCUUGGUGAUAAGGGAAAUAAUGGUGGAUGGAUGAUCUGUUUCACUGUCGACAGCUUCUUGCUAGCUAGCUAAGCUAGGCCAUGGUGUAUGUAGAAAGGUACGGUGACCCGGUUUACAAAGUAUUAAAUAUUUAUACACACCGAAGAGAAUUGAUGUAUGCAAUCUAUCCAUUUAUCUCCACUUGUUGCAAAAACACUAUAGUUAGAGAAAGUGAAAGAAACAAUGGACAACAAGUCAUGGCUUUGGAGGAAAAAAUCUUCAGAAAAGACAAUUAUUGCAACAAACAAAUUUGGCAUUUCUUUGAAAGAAACUGAUGAAGAGACACAAAAAUUUCCAAUGGCAAAUGAAGUAGGAUCAGUUAGAGUUGCAAGAAAUUUGAAUGAAAAGUUAGCUUCAGUGCUUCUUGAUUCUCAUGGAAAAGAUGAUCUUGCGAUGAAACAAGAAACUUUAGCACAAGAAGGUGUUGCAGGCCAGCAGAAAGCAGAAUCAGAAGUCAUAUGCCUAAGGAAAGAACUGGAUGAAGUUUUAAAGCAAUGCAAGCAGCAGCUGAGCUCCUCACAAGCAGAACAAGAGCAAAAGAUAAAUGAUGCUGUGAUGAAGGCAAAAGGUGAAUUUGAGAGGACACACAAGAAUUUAGAAGAAAAGUUGACGGAGAAGAACAAAAAGCUUGCAAGUUUAGCCAUUGAGAAUACAAAUUUGAGUAAUGCUCUUCUACUUAAAGAGAAAUUGGUUGAAGAAAUGCAUAAAAACCUGUCUCGAACAGAAGCAGAAGUCAAUGCACUAAUGACUAGAUUAGAUUCUACAGAAAAAGAGAAUACUUUUCUAAGAUAUGAGUUUCACAUGCUUGAGAAAGAGCUUGAGGUUCGUAAUGAGGAAAUGGAGUAUACUCGUCGGUCUGCUGAAGCAUCACAUAGGCAGAAUCUAGAAAGUGUUAGGAAAAUCUCAAAGUUAGAAGCAGAAUGCCAAAGGCUCCGCGUUUUAAUGCGUAAAAAGCUUCCAGGUCCUGCUGCUUUGGCAAAAAUGAGAAAUGAAGUUGAGAUUCAUGGGAAGGAUCAAAUGGAAUUAAGAAGAAAACCAAAUCCCACAAGAGAAUUGGUGCUUACGGACAGUAAAAUGGAAAGAUCACCUGAAAUUCCUGUUAAGAACAUUAAUUUUCUGAUUGAGCAACUACGCGGUAUGGAAGAAGAAAAUAGAACUCUGAAAGAAAUACUUGGGAGGAAAAACGCUGAACUCAGAUCAUCGAGGAUUAUGUAUUCAAGAACUGCUUCAAAGUUAUCACAGGUUGAGGCUCAGCUUCCAGAGGUUUCUGGAGGACAAAGAUGUAUGGAUUUGGCAAAGCUCAAGAGCCCAUUUGCAGGUUUCGACAUUGGCAGUGAUGAUGGAGUUAGCUCUUCUGGAUCAUGGGCCAAUGCUUUAAUCUCUGAAUUGGAGCAUUUCAGAGAUGCAAGAUUCAAGAGUCCAUCAGAAGGCAAAUCAGACAUGAGUUUAAUGGAUGAUUUUGUAGAGAUGGAGAAAUUAGCUUUAGUAUCUUCUGCAGGCUCUAAUCAUUCUGUCUCUGAUGGUAAGGAACUAGUUCCAGUAAAUGAUAAACAGGAGAUAUGCUCAAAAGAUAAAUCUUUUGAUUGGCUUCAAGAGGUUUUAAGUGCAAUCUUUAAACAACAGCGCAUUUCAAAACGAAGUCCAACGGAACUUCUUGAGGACAUUAAGAUUGCCCUUGGUUAUAUAAAUCAGUCAAGCAUCCCUGAAGCUGAUACAGCAGCAAUGUCUCCAAACAUCGAUUCAUUGAUCGAAGCUUCGGGUGUUGACUCCUCACUGAAAGAAAGAAGCAAGCUGAGUAAGACAAUCUGCAAGAUUAUUCAGUUGAUUGAAGGAAUCAAUCCAAUGCCUCAACUCUGCAAUAGUACAAUGGAUAAUAUGUCGAAGAAGGAAGAAAGUUGCUCGCGUUCACCAAUAGCUGCUGAUUACUUUGUUCAUGUUUUUCAAUGGAAGGGUUCUGAACUAAGUGCUGUUCUACAACGGUUUGUUCAUACUUGUAAUGCUGUGUUGAAUGGAAAAACCGAUCUUCAAAGUCUAGCUGAGGAAUUAUCAUUUACCUUAGACUGGAUUCUGAACAACCAUGUCAACCCCAAAGAUGCUUCAAAUGCAAGAGAUAAGAUCAAAAGGCAUUUCAGUCAGAAUGAAUCACAAAGCGAAAAUGAAGCUGGAGUAGAUGUGGAGAAACCUUCAAGUUUGCCCUUGGUUGACCAAAACAUUUCAUCUCAAAGUAAAUCCAUACAGUAUAAUCUGCAAGAAGAGAAUAAGAGACUGAAAGAUGAUCUUGAAGCUAUGGACGGAAAGCUUCAGACUGCAAUUGGCAAGAAUGAGACUUUGAUGAAACAACUUCAGGAAUCAGAACAAAGCAUCAAAAACUUACAAGUAGAGCUGGAAACUACAAAGGAAUCAAAAGGAAUCAUUGAGGAUCAGAUGGAAAAUCACAAGUGUAUGAAUGAAGAUCUUGAUACUCAGCUUACAGUUGCUAAAGCUAAAUUGAAUGAGGUUUUACAGAAGUUGUCAUCUUUAGAAGUUGAAUUGGAAGAAAAGAGUAACUGUUGUGAAGAAUUAGAAGCUACUUGUCUUGAGCUUCAACUCCAGUUGGAAAGUGUCGCAAAGAAAGAGACUAUGAACCACAGCAUUAAUGGAGAUGGAACACAAUCCCAAAAUAGUUCAGAAAUCACAGCAGCUUCUUUAAAGUUGGCAGAAUGUCAAGAGACUAUUCUUAACCUUGGAAAACAACUCAAGGCACUAGCUACACCAAGAGAAGAAGCACUACUUGAUAAAGUAUUCAAGACAAGUGUUUCCACAACAGCUAAUAAGAACUUGAGUAAGCGAUUCUCAUUGCGCGAUCAAAUGAUUGCUGAAGAUCCCACCAAGGCAAUCAUUCUCAGAUCUCCCAUCAAAGAUGGAAAAUUCCAAUCCAAUAAUAAUGGCAAUGCUUCAACUGCUACUAAUGUAAAAUCUGAUUCAAAGCAAAAGGCUGACAAUAAUGCAGCAGUUGGAACUCUUGCUAUUGUACCUUCUAAAAAACAAGGAGUUGGUUUCCUGAGGAGGUUACUAAUGAGAAGAAAGGAAGCAGUAAAAAAUCAAAAACCUCAUUAGGAAAGGUAUGACGGCUCUUGUUGCUGCUGCUACUGCUAUUGAUCAACAGUCUGAUUGUUAAAUAUCUUCGAUUUUCAGUUUUCUAAGCUUGAAAAUUUGUGAGCAUGAUAGUUUGAGGCAUCAUAUUGCUUCAACCCAUUUUCUUUUUCCUUUUUUUUGGAGAGAAAGAGAGAGAGAGAGAUAAUCGCUUUUGAGUACUUAUGUGUGUAAAUAUCUGGGUUUCAGGGAUAUAGAGUCUGUAGUGCGUCAUCUGUAAUAUAGAAGAAGUGAAAAUAACAGCUUACUGUGGUUUUUAGUAUCAAUCUACAAAACUGAUGAGGCUGCCAGGACAGCAUAAGCUCUGGCAAUAA